AUGUCCACGCCGAUUGCUGCUCCGAAGCCCGGCGCCGGAGUGUACGCCGAUCCGGAAAGGCCGAUCAAUAUCAUCUUCGUUGGCGCCGGCGCCGUAGGCUGCUUCUACGCGUCGCGUCUGCAUCACCCUGAUCACAACAUCCACGUCUCCCUCCUCGCCCGUUCAAACUACAACGCCAUCAUCGCCGCCAACAACACCGUCACUCUUCAAACCCACACCUUCGGCGACUACCUCUUCCACCCAGUCGCCACAUACCCCAACAUCGCCACCGCCGCUGCCUCUAGAGUCAAAUGGGACUACGUCAUCGUCACCACCAAGGCCCUCCCCGACCGGCAGGAUGACUCCAAGACCAUUGAGCCGCUUCUCAAGGACAACCCAGACGCGUGUAUUAUCUUGAUCCAGAACGGCGUUGGUGUUGAGCACCCCUACCGCGCACGCUUCCCGCGCAAUCCGAUCGUUAGUGGUGUCACGGUCAUUAGUGCCGAGCAGAUCCGUCCCGGGGUGAUUAGGCAGAACCGCUGGACGAGGAUGCAUUUGGGGCCGUAUACGGAUAGCGCGGCUUUUGAAGUCGAUGCUGGCACUGUAACCGGGCAGGGGAAAUUGGGGGAUGAGGAGAGGAGAAGGUUGAAUGAGUUGGGGAUGUGUCAUGCGAAGAGGCUGCAGGAUUGGUGGACGCGGUACGGCGGAAUUCGGGAUAUCAAGGUUACAACCGAGGUCGGCUUGCAAACGGUGAGGUGGCAUAAGUUGACGAUUAAUGCUGCGUUUAAUCCGUCCGCGGUGCUGAGUGGGGGGAGAGGGAACGCGGAUAUGGUGCUUGACGCAGAGCUGAGGGCGCACCUCAAGGGGGUGAUGGAUGAGAUUUGGGCGGCGGCGCCCAAGAUUCUGGGCAAUCCGAAGGGGUUUGUCGAGGUGGAUAAAGAGACGGGCGAGGAGAAGGAAAUGGCGAGGCCGGAGCAGAUUUUGAAGAGUACCGAAAGGAAUGUGGGCAGUAAGCCGAGUAUGUUAUUGGAUUGGGAGGCAGGCAGGGCGAUGGAGUUGGAGGUGAUUUUGGGCAACCCGGUCAGGAUUGCCAGGGCGAAGGGCGUGGAGCUGCCGAGGGUGCAGACGCUUUAUGCGCUGUUGAAAAGUGCCCAGGAGAGGAGGAAUAAGAAGAAAGGGAAGCUAUGA
Messenger RNA from Thermochaetoides thermophila DSM 1495, 1167 nucleotides. RefSeq lists its product as uncharacterized. Gene Ontology annotation, biological process: pantothenate biosynthetic process. The record is from RefSeq and is a predicted model, not a curated record. NCBI's taxonomy places the organism in Eukaryota, Fungi, Ascomycota, Sordariomycetes, Sordariales, Chaetomiaceae. The transcript has 3 exons. Gene Ontology annotation, cellular component: cytoplasm. Gene Ontology annotation, molecular function: 2-dehydropantoate 2-reductase activity. The coding region runs from base 1 to 1167 and encodes 388 amino acids.